This is a messenger RNA of Pestalotiopsis fici W106-1, 1146 nucleotides long. RefSeq lists its product as uncharacterized. Bases 1 to 1146 code for a protein of 381 amino acids. The record is from RefSeq and is a predicted model, not a curated record. Lineage: Eukaryota; Fungi; Ascomycota; Sordariomycetes; Amphisphaeriales; Sporocadaceae. The transcript is spliced from 2 exons.
AUGUCGAGGAGGACGGUGUUGAGCGCCGGCAAUGGCGCAUUCGAAGCAGCAAGCCGGAGGAUACCGCAACAUGCAUCACGGAGCUUCAGCUCGACAGCUAGCAAUGCCGCAGUCAUUACACAAUUCCAGCCCACAUCCUCACCAGAGCUGGACACGGCGCUGUCCACGAUCCGCGAGAAGAUUAUUCUGCCCUCCUACCUGACGGUUCAGCAGCGCAAGAGAAUCAUUAGCCCGAAAUGGGCCAAGAAGCUGCAGGCGGAUCCCAUCACGGUCGAGAUUGAUGGUGAGAUCUUCAAGUUCCGUCACAUGAACCCGUUCUCGGGCGAGAUCCCCAACACCCGCCGGUCAGUGAUAGAGGCUAUCAAGAAAUUCGACGGCACUAGUGAUGAUGACUUCAAGAACCUGCGGCCAUUGAUUGAGGGCGUGUACGGCGCAGGUCGGCAACUGGGCAACGGCUUCUAUGCCAAGGUGCUGCGGGUCGUCGGCGACAAGGGCCGGGUGGCCGAGCUGAUGGACCUAGCCCGGAGCAAGAAGACGGGCUUCCGUCUCGACACGAGCGAAAAGGUUAACGAGCUGCUGCACUUCAUCCAGCUCAACGCCCUCGAGUCCGGCUGGAACCGCGCCGAGACGGAGCAGGCCCUGCGCUGGGCUGAGCACGUUAUUGAAAUGGUCCAAGAUGAGGCGGCGCACGCACCUCAGAAGCGCAUUGAAGGCGAUCUGCCGCUGAACCGGGACCCCCAGGUUCUGCUGGCACCACUGCACCUGGCUGCCGCCCUCAUCGUCAAGGGCGGUGUCAAGGAUCACAAGACCGUCACCAUGGCCAACAAGCUCGCCAGCACCAUUGUCAAGCUGUGGCCCGCCGGCCGGGGCCUGAGGCAGAUCCACCCCGUGAGCACUUACAUUGAGGAUAACCAGCGGGGUUAUCUACUAGAGGCCAACAAGUUCGUUGCCAUGGCCAGCCCGUUGCUGCACGGUCUCGGACUGGCUUCCCAGGCCGUGACGGAGCCCACAUUGGCUGCGGAGCUGAAGACGCGAUAUGAGAGACUCGAGGAGGAGGUCAAGAGCAGCCUGAGCGAAGCUGCCAAGAAGGGAAAGAGCUCAAGAGGCCAGGCUGUGUACCAAAAGUUCUUUGGCGGAAGCGCAUGA